CCGAGAACGGAGCUGGGACCGGGAGCGGGAAAAGGAUCAGGAAACACGACCGGGACCGGGAGACCAACAGCCAUGAACAUCCGAAACGCGCGGCCCGAGGACCUGAUGAACAUGCAGCACUGCAACCUGCUCUGCCUGCCCGAGAACUACCAGAUGAAAUAUUACUUCUACCACGGCCUCUCCUGGCCCCAGCUCUCUUACAUCGCCGAGGAUGAGAACGGGAAGAUCGUGGGAUACGUCCUGGCCAAGAUGGAGGAAGAUCCCGAUGAUGUCCCACACGGACACAUCACAUCCCUGGCAGUGAAACGCUCGCACCGGCGCCUGGGGCUGGCACAGAAACUCAUGGACCAGGCGUCCCGAGCCAUGAUCGAGAACUUCAACGCCAAAUACGUGUCCCUGCACGUCAGGAAAAAAAAUCGCCCCGCCAGGAUCAGCGAGGUGGAGCCCAAGUAUUACGCAGAUGGAGAGGACGCCUACGCCAUGAAAAGGGACCUCACCCAAAUGGCAGACGAGCUGAGGAAGCAGGUGGAGCAGAAGGAGAGGGGCCGGCCCCUGGCCCCCGCCGAGCCCCCCCGGGGUGGGGAUGGGGUCUGCGGCUCCGGGGGGACCCCCUCGCACCCCCCCACGGGGCCCCCCCACCACGAGGAUGGGGGGGGCGACAGCAAAGACGUCAGCGAGGUCAGCGAGACCACCGAGAGCACCGACGUCAAGGACAGCUCCGAGGCCUCCGACUCCGCCUCAUAGGGGGACCCCCGGGACCCCCCCCAAAAAAAAUCCUUGGGACCCACCCCCCGGG
This is a messenger RNA of Sturnus vulgaris (Common starling), 796 nucleotides long. The record is from RefSeq and is a predicted model, not a curated record. NCBI's taxonomy places the organism in Eukaryota, Metazoa, Chordata, Aves, Passeriformes, Sturnidae.